Molecule: messenger RNA, 1764 nt
Organism: Mytilus trossulus (common blue mussel)
Lineage: Eukaryota; Metazoa; Mollusca; Bivalvia; Mytilida; Mytilidae
Product: potassium channel subfamily K member 2-like
Exons: 7
Coding region: 378-1262 (294 amino acids)
Biological process (GO): stabilization of membrane potential; potassium ion transmembrane transport
Cellular component (GO): plasma membrane
Molecular function (GO): outward rectifier potassium channel activity; potassium ion leak channel activity
Source: RefSeq, a predicted model, not a curated record
CAUUCUAACCUGAGUUAAAACCCUUUACAACGCAGGGGCAUGGAAAUUUUCAAAAUACAUCGUGUGUAACGGAAAGAUGGAACGACAAAUGCAUUUAAACUAAUACCUCGAUAUAAUCGUUUUCACUAUUUAAAGAAUAUGUGUAAUUCCAAACGAAUAUAUAAUAUUGUAAUCUAAACAUUAUGAUAAUCGUUUAUACAAACAAAGUACAACUACGGCACUUAAGGACCGAGCCUGAGGAACGAGCACAUAGCUACAUAGCUACUAAUAAGCUGAAUUUAUAAUAAAGCUGUGAAAAGGAAUAAUGUACAUCAAAACUCACAGUGUUGGAGGACUAGAAUAAUCGCCAUUCUGUCAAAGUUCAAGAACUUGGAAAGAUGGAAGGGAAAACCUUGUUAAUCCUGAUACUUGUUUUGUUUGUGUAUUCUCUGAUUGGUGGAGCUAUAAUGAUGGCACUAGAACAGUCCAAUGAGGAGACAGCUACAACAGAUAUAACAACUACAUUGUCAACAUUUUUAACCGACCACUCGUCUUGCAUGUCAAACAGUGAAUUAACAGCUUUAUUAACGGAAGUGAGAGCUGCCUAUGAUAGUGGCGUGUUGUCUGUAAACGGAAGUACUACUGCUGCCUCACAGUGGGAUUUCGGGAAUUCACAUUUCUUCGUCCUGACAGCGAUAACUACAAUUGGAUAUGGUAAUCAAACACCAGCAACAAAAGGUGGACAAGCCUUCAUUGUUAUUUUUGCAUUGAUUGGAAUUCCAGUUACAGGGUUGAUGAUUGCAGGACUUGCAGAAAAAAUAAAGAAAUUCUAUAGUUAUUUAAAAACUAAGACAAUACCAUGUUUGGAAAAAUACACCAAAACGGAAAAUGUGUUAAAACAUUUGUUGAUAUAUUUGACCAUUAUUUGUUUACUGAUAUUGAUCCCGUCUGCUAUAUUUUUCACAAUCGAGGGCUGGACAUACGGAGAAGCCAUUUAUUAUAGUUUGAUAACCUUCACAACGAUUGGAUUCGGAGAUUUCGUUGUUGGUACUGAAAAUGAAGGUGGCACAAGAAUUGUUUACAAACUUUUAGUUAUUAUAUGGCUAUUUAUUGGCCUUGCAUGCCUUGUGACACUCAUUGGAGAAUGUACAGACACAUUAAAGGCUUUCACGGAGAAAAAGGAAAAGGAAAAGGUGAAGGAUGGAAGUAACAUCCGGGAUACAGAUACAGAUGUUAACAUAAAGACUGACGUUGUGAAUGGUGAUCUUACAAAAGUGGCGUAAACUUUUCAUAUACAAACUAUGAUUCGUGAGUCUUAUGCUGACUUGACACGUAUAUCUUAUAUGAAAUGGACCCAACCUUCUUUUUCAAUGAAAAUGAGUCUUUCGUCUGGUCUCAAACUAUAUAUUGAUAUAGAUUUAUACUCCAACGAAUGUGAAUCUUGUGACGUGUACUUUGUUAUAAUAUACAUUAAUAAAAAUGUCAAUUCGGGGCAACCGUAGUUUACAUGUGUACUUAUAGCGACAUUAAAGAAGUUUUUUUAUCAAGGUAAAAGCUAAACACUGAAGAAUUCACGCUUACUAACAAAAGUAAACCUUUAAGAGCUUUUUAAGAAGAGGUACUUUGGUCGAUAUGCACCAAACUAUAUCGUAAGUUUAAUAUGUUAACAGUGAUCUUUAAACAUGUUUGAUAUAUGAUUUCAAUGGACAAUUGAGAGUCGAGAGUCGAGUUGAGACAUUAAAAUAUUGGAUCAUGUCAAAAGUGUUAAUUUUAUUAUAAAGCACA